GGAAUGCUUGACAUUAAUAUACGUCAAAACACUCUCGUUCGCCGCAAGCAACCUUUCACCUUUACUACGAUGCCAAUUCAACACUCAACUGAACUAACGCUUACAAAAUCACUACAGCCAAAGUUAUCACAAAACAGCAAGAGACUCAAGCGUCGAUCUUCAUCUGAAUUGAUAACGAACGAUGUCGCUGUUCCAACAAAACAACAGAAGAUUAGUCAUGAAUCUAUAGACCCUUUCAUUGAUAUAACGAGGUUAAGAAUCCCAUCAACACCCCUGGGUUGUCUUUCCCCUGGUGCAUCAUUCAAGGGUAUACAAAGAUCUGGCUGGCAGAGCUAUCACGUUAAAGUUGACAUACAAGACGUUAGCAUAACAAACUCUCAAGCAUCCGGUUAUCUCACGAUCGACGGUUUGACCAGAAAUCAGCCAACUAUAACAACAUUUUUCACAGCUGAGAUAAUCGGCAAUAAGUAUGGAUUUAGAACAAGUAAAUAUGAUGCAACAGCUUCUGAUGACCUUAGACAUUGGUCGAAAUUUGAAGCUUUCAAACGUAUAACGAAGAAAGACGACAACAAGAUGACAUACGAUUUAUUAAAGGAUUUCACCCACACAAGAGCAAUAUUCAUGAGAUGGAAAGAGCAUUUUUGCGUACCUGAUUCAUCAAUAAAGGACAUUCCAGGUGCUAGCUUCGAUGGUUUUUAUUAUGUUUGUAUUGAUCUCGAUUGUCCACCUACGUCGUUAUCAAAUUGCCAUCCAAGUGUACCAUCUUCAGGUCCUCACUUAUCUGGUUAUUACUUCCACCCACAUUCUGAACCUUUUCAAGAAUUGAAUUUGAGAGAACUUCCAAAAACUACUUCAGAUACUUUCGAAUUCCGUUAAGAGUGUUAGAAUUUUAGAAACAGAGCACAUUCUGACAUCAUCACCUCCACUCAAAUACUUGCAUUUGUCAAUUGUAUAACAGAUCUUAACUUAUCUAGAACAUGUAUAAUCAAG
Messenger RNA from Wallemia mellicola CBS 633.66, 990 nucleotides. RefSeq lists its product as hypothetical. The transcript has 2 exons. The record is from RefSeq and is a predicted model, not a curated record. Gene Ontology annotation, cellular component: GID complex; extrinsic component of membrane. Gene Ontology annotation, biological process: proteasome-mediated ubiquitin-dependent protein catabolic process; negative regulation of gluconeogenesis; protein catabolic process in the vacuole. Bases 70 to 876 code for a protein of 268 amino acids. Lineage: Eukaryota; Fungi; Basidiomycota; Wallemiomycetes; Wallemiales; Wallemiaceae.